Messenger RNA from Aspergillus candidus, 2334 nucleotides. RefSeq names its product mitochondrial 37S ribosomal bS1m domain-containing protein. The record is from RefSeq and is a predicted model, not a curated record. Gene Ontology annotation, cellular component: mitochondrial small ribosomal subunit. Bases 1 to 2334 code for a protein of 777 amino acids. Gene Ontology annotation, molecular function: structural constituent of ribosome. Lineage: Eukaryota; Fungi; Ascomycota; Eurotiomycetes; Eurotiales; Aspergillaceae. Gene Ontology annotation, biological process: mitochondrial translational initiation. The transcript has 6 exons.
AUGGUUAAAGUCCUCCUGACAGGUGGUAGUGGCUUCAUUGCCGCCCACAUCAUUGAUAUUUUGUUGGCACGCGGAUUCGAUACAGUGGUGACGGUCCGCUCCGACGAGAAGGGCCAGAGAAUCCUCGAUGCCCAUCCCAACACGCCCAAGGAGAAGCUCUCCUACGUCGUCGUCAAAGAUGUCGCGGCCGACGGGGCAUUCGAUGACGCCGUCAAAUCCAACCCACCGUUCGAUUACGUCCUCCACACUGCUUCCCCGUUCCAUUACAACGUACAAGACCCCGUGAAGGAUUUUCUAGAUCCAGCGAUCAAGGGCACGACGGGUGUUCUGAAGGCAGUCAAAGCAUAUGCACCGACGGUGAAGCGGGUCGUGGUCACGUCGUCUUUUGCGGCGAUUACCAACCCUAAGGAGCAUCCCAAGGUGUACAGCGAAAACAACUGGAACCCCGUAACGUGGGAGGAUGCUAUGGAUCGCUCCCAAACCUACAGAGCCAGCAAGACAUUCGCAGAGAAAGCCGCGUGGGACUUUGUUGAGAAGGAGAAGCCAAACUUCGACAUUGCGACCAUUAACCCACCGCUUGUCCUGGGUCCGGUCGUGCACUACUUGAACUCCCUCGACUCCAUCAACACGUCCAAUAUGCGGAUCGCUGGGUUCAUCCGAGGCGAAUACAAGGACAAGUUGCCCCCGACUGCCACAUACCUGUGGGUCGACGUACACGAUGUUGCUCUAGCGCACGUGAGAGCCAUUGAAGUCGAUGCGGCGGGCGGACAGCGGUUCUUUUUGACCGCUGGCCUGUACUCCACCAAAGACAUUGCCGAUAUCAUUCGAGAAUCGUUCCCUGCCCUGGCUGACAAGCUCCCUCCGCCGGACUCGCCCAGUGAUAUGCCAGCUGAUGUCUACGGGUAUGACAACAGCAAGUCCAUCGAGGUGUUGGGUAUCAAGUAUCAUACUCUGAAGGAAUCUGUGGAGGAGACCGUCAAGAGUCGUCUGUUUGCACUUCCGCAAACAUUGACGCCUCCUCAGGAACCGCCGACCUCCAGGGUGACCUACACGUCCGAAACGGCCACCCUCCCCCAUCCGAUUCGAGCGUCCAUUGCAAGCCCUCGGUCCUCGUUGGCAAGAGGAGACUGGGGUUUGAAACGACCUCUGCCUGCCAAGAGCACAUCCGCGCAAGCCAAGCGGCCUAUCGUUCGAAUCCUUGAACACGAUACCUACGAACAUGUCACCGACUUUGAGUCUGCCUCCGACCACACGGUGACCUUGGAGAAAUUCCAGGAACUCCACAUGCCCAUGUCGCUCCCGACUAAGGUCAACUACGCCACGAGCAUCGUCCCCAGACACCAGAGUCCCUUCGAGACACACCUCGACAACACGAACACGAGUGCUGGUCUGGAUCAGCCCGGAGCCCGGCAAUACAAACAUUCAGGACCGUGGCUUGCUGGACUGUCGGAAGCAGAAUUCAACGCGUACCUGAAGAAGGUGCAACGGGGUCGCCCUGCGAUUAUGCACAAGCUUCGCGAGCAACUCGUUGCCAAGCGGACCGCCGAGCGCAAGAAGCAAGCCCAGGACAACGGCGAGGAUCUGCAAGCCCUGAGCCCCGUCCAGGUGACCGACGAGGAGUUCCAGGUCUAUUUGAAGAAGCUCCGAGCGGACCCGUUCGCGUUGGGCCCCGUGGUCUUUGAAUUGCUAGACCUCCCGUCUUCUCCGGCGGUGCCCAGUGACCGCAUCGGCCAGAAGUACUUCCAGUCUCCCGGCACCAAGCUCCCGUCGGCCGAGUACGCCGUGACCGGUCCUCCGCGCACCCACCCCUCCGCCGGUCUCUCCUACUCGCGAUCGCACGCCUUGAUCUACAACCACCCCAAGUUCGGGCCUCAGACCUACCAGCGCCCCGUCGAGGCGCGUAUCCUGCGCCCGAAGGGCCGCUUCAAGGGCAAGACCGCCAAGGCCAUCGCCGGUGUGGGUGGUAUUGCCGUGGAAGACCUGAACGCCAUGACCUUCGUGGAGCAAGGAUCGCCUCCCGGCCUGGCCGCCUUCGACGCCACGAUCCCCGGCGGUGCCAAAUACUACGUGACGCCCAUCCGGGCCUCGAUCAACUCCGAGGGCCGCAUCAACCUGGCGUCCUACCGGGCCAGCGCCUCCGCCAAGGCGCCCCACGGUCUCGAAGAUUACAAGAAGCCGAACACUCUGAAUAUUGCGGACUACGCUCGCGGAUACCAGCGAACGGUCCCCCGGCUGGACAGAGGCAUGCGCCGCAAUACAUCGGCUCCGAGCCCUGAAUCGCAGGGCUCCACCGAGGACAUCGCGCGGAACUUGAUGAAGACGUUGAGCUCGUAG